Messenger RNA from Colletotrichum aenigma, 2232 nucleotides. RefSeq lists its product as uncharacterized. NCBI's taxonomy places the organism in Eukaryota, Fungi, Ascomycota, Sordariomycetes, Glomerellales, Glomerellaceae. The transcript is spliced from 5 exons. The record is from RefSeq and is a predicted model, not a curated record. The coding region runs from base 1 to 2232 and encodes 743 amino acids.
AUGAGGAUUCCAAUUUUGCACCUAUCCUUAUGGCUUCCGCUAAGCACUUUCAUCGGUACCAUUCUUGGACAGGAUGACCUGGGCACCAACAAUGGCUUUGUGGAUAUCGAGACAUCCAACUUCAAGGCUCGAAUUGUGCGAGACGCUCAAAUUUUAGCGUCUCUGAAGUCCAACGGGAGUGAUUUCGACUUCCUCCCUUUCGACAUUCUGGGAAACCGUUCUCGUAACGGACAAUACCACUGGGGUGAUGUUACCUACAGAUAUCGAAAUGAAGGCGACAACAGCUGGAUCGAUGGAAAUUCUGCCCAAACCCGCAGGCCUGUCGUUACUCUACCCCCAAAUGAUGGGGUUCUUGCCGCCGCAGACCUUUACUCUACGCUUCCCUCCGGGCCGCUCAAUGUGACUCGGAAAUGGCUAAAUGUCGACGGCGAUCUCGCCCUGCGCUUCACCUUCAGCAACACUGGGAACUCCAGCGUUGAGAUCGGUAGUCUUGGCUUUCCCGCUGAGUUCAACAGCAUUUUUACACACCACCACCCGGCAGACGCAACAGCGGCCUGUUCUCUUUCCGAACCGUAUAUCGGCAUGGACGCUGGUCAGAUUCGCGUUACCCCUAUCAAAGGCACAGGACCCGCACUCGUUGUUACGGCCCUCCAAGGAACCAAAUCACCCCUGGAAGCCUACCGAAACCUAUGGGAAAUGGGCUACGAAGGAUCUUCCUAUUCAAGCCAGACUUUUGAGGGUUUCUACGAAUGGCAAGUGCUAACAAAAGCAUCGGCGGAGAACGAAUGGGCCGUCCAGGGGGCACACGCUUGGAAUCCUCCUUCUUCCCGAAAACUGGAGCCUGGAUCAAACCUUCAAUUUGGAGUGAGAUUCACAAUCGCCCCGGAGGGCGUCCGAUCCUUUUGGUCGACCUGGGUAGCCGGACUGAGUGACGAGGGUGGAGCUGGAGCUUACAUUGCGGCUGUCGUCAAGCAAGUUGUGCAUCCCGAUGCGGACGAAGUUGCAAAACUCGACACGUUUGUGAACAAGGUGGUUUGGGGUAACGUCCAGCAAGAAGAUUCCGCCGUACGGAACUCCCUAUUCUUCUACGAGCCAGCUGAGGUGCCCGGUUUUGUGUACGAGAACUUUGACUGGAGCUCUUGGAUGUCUUGGAACAAAGGCCGGGCGCUUGCCACCGACAGAGGCUACAACUACGUCCACCCCUCUGCAGCAUACUGGUCCCUCUAUAGAGUCGCAAGAGCCUACUCAGAGCUUGUCAGUCAGGACUGGAGCUGGUAUCUUGACAAGGCUUAUCGAACGGCUCUCCGCAUUUCGGGUGGUGGUGUUGCUUGGGUGGAGAUGGGACUUAUGGGCGAAACUGUUUGGGGUAUGAUCAUGACUGAUCUCGUUCGUAAAGGUUUCGAAGAUGAAGCCGCCACUCUUGCGGCACUCAUGAAGUCUCGCGCCGAAUACUGGAAUUCCAUCGAUGCCCCUUUUUGGAGUGAGAUGGCAUGGGACUCUACUGGGCAGGAGGGCGUCUACUAUUGGGCUAGGCACUUCGGCUUCACGGACUUGGCUAAACGAACAGUUGAUACCGUACUUGGUUUCACGCCUAAUGUGCCGCACUGGGGCUGGAACGGCAAUUCGCAUCGAUACUGGGACUUUGAUCUCGCUGGGAAGCUACGACGACUUGAGCGCCAGAUUCACCACUACGGAUCCGCUCUGAACUCCCAAGUCCUACUCUCGGCUUUCGGCGAUGAUCCCUCCGACUCUUAUCUCCUGUCGCUGGGUUUCAUUCGUUUCCCUGAGACCUUGAAGUGGGAUGGCUUUACCGGCGACUACGGUCCGGGCUUUCUCGGCAUGAUCUUGAACACGGGAACAUACGUAGCUGAAGAUGAGCAAGUCGGCCCUGUGGCCUACGGCGGGGAAAUCACGACCGACGGCAAUAAGGUGACGGUUCUGCCGCGUGAUCCUGUUAGAAAAAGGACAUUCAUUGGUCCUCUGGCAGUCAUGGUCACAGUCGAUGUGGGCGUCAUUCAGCAGCUUUCUUACAAUGUCGAAGCAAGGACCAUCUCCAUGACCUUGUCGCAGCUUGCGGGCGUCCCGAAGGCCAUGAAUGCAACUGUGUGGACGGAGUCGAUGCAAUCGCCUUGGGAAGUCACUGGUGAUCAGGUUGAGACGGCCCGCGGCGGAUGGAGAGUUCCUCUAGUCGAAGAUAAGGUCACCGUUACCUUGUCUUCAGAGUUGGCUUGA